UCUUCUUACUCGCCAGCAGGUAAAUUGAACACUGCACUUUUUAUUGAUAACGACCAGCAAUUUUGACUUUGUGGCCGUGGUAGCUUGUGAGAACCGUUUGCGCUGAAAUGUGACGCAAUCAGUAAGCGACGUCAAACUAAUGAGAUGGAUUGUUUGAUCACACAACUUCUUCCUUGACUUGUAGGGGGUAACUCCUGAGAAGGACCUCCAUUCACCACCCUCUAAGACUUCAGUCUGAAACUGUCAACUACCUGGCCAGCCAGGGUGCAGUCCAGGGUCCUUAUCCACCCACAACUCAGGCAGAAAGUCCAUCUACUGGGGGGUCCCUGGUUCAGUGCCCCUGAGGGCUGGGACCAGCACUCUGGGCCAGAAGCAGCUGUGAAGGGAUGGGGUAGUAGCUGAGGACAGAGCCAUGGUUCAUAACGUCUCAGUCCCCCAAACACCACCGCCGGCACUGGUGGGCACCAAUGGCCGCUCCUCUGGGAGGAAGAGGACACCCAAGGCAUGUGACUGCUGUGGGCCAAACUCUAAGCACCACAAUGGGAAGGACCCACAUGGGAAGACUCCAGGUGGCAAGCCCAGACAACGCAGGGCCCAUCUGGGGAAGGGCAGGGGCCAGGCCCUGGGGGGGACCCCCAAGACGACGGGUGGUCACCACUCUUCUGAGAAGACCCAGAUGACAGAGGAGCAGGUAACAGCCAUCCGACAGCUGGCGAACGACUCAGUUGUGGAGGAGGUAACCAACUCCUUGGCUCCAUUUGUAACCAGCUCUGUCGGUCAACCUGUAAUGAAUGUUGUGGCUCAACUUGUAAACAACUCUGUCGGUCAACCUCAACCUUUAACGGACUCUAUGGGUCAGAAGUUAACGUACACUGUGGUUAAACUGGUGACCAAGUCUGUGGUUCAACCAGUAACAAACUCUGUGGUUCAACCUAUAAUGAAGGCUGUGGUUGAGCAUGUUCCUGAUUCAGAGAUGGAGCAGGAGAAUGGUUGUGGUUUAGACAAACAGCCGGUAACCGACUCUAACACGGAGGUCAUGAAGCAGCCCCAGGCUGGUGAUGCAGCUGUCUCCCUUUCCAACGGUACAUCUGCUGUGACCAACGAGGAACCAACAGACUGUAGCGCCCCUAUGGAGGUGGAACCAUCAGCCACAGCCUGUGUUUCCCCAGGCAUUAUGUUAUGCAGCACCCUCCACCCCUUCGCUCUGUGGGACCACAGAGAUUACUGUGAGGUGGGAGUGUGGGCUCCAAGCCCUGAGCCAGAGGACGACUGUGUCUCAAACCCAGCACAGCAACCCAACCCUGAAGACAACAUCCAUGAAGUAAUCAUAGACCUUAUACAUGAGUUCCUGGCGUUCUUCUAUGUGAAGUACGGGAGCUUUAUCCCCCUCACUGAGACUGACGUCCUGGAGCAUCUGAAGAACAAGUGUAACACUGACCUCCAUGACAAGAAGCUAAACAUCCACUCCGAAAUGAUGAAGUAUAAAGCGGGUCUCGCCUCCACCCCUAUGAAGUGCUUCAAAGUGGACUACAACAAGCACACUCUGACCCUGGAGGACCUGUCCACACUGGAUGACCAAAACUGGGUCAACGACCAGGUGAUAAACAUGUAUGGAGAAUUGAUCAUGGAUGCUACACAGAACAAGGUUCAUUUCUUCAACAGCUUUUUCCACCGGCAGCUGGUGGCCAAAGGCUACGAAGGGGUUAAGAGAUGGACCAAAAAGGUGGAUCUGUUUUCUAAGAGGUUGUUGUUGAUUCCUAUCCACCUGGAGAUUCACUGGUCCCUGAUCACAGUGGACAUAGCCAACCACCACAUCCACUAUUAUGACUCCCAGGGCAUCGUCUUCAAAUACACCAUGGAGAACAUCCUGACUUAUAUCCUGGCUGAGGCCGAGGAGAAGAAACACGCUGCAUAUCAGAAAGGCUGGAAGACGAUUAUAAGCAAGGGUAUUCCUCAACAGAAGAACGACAGUGACUGUGGAGUCUUCAUCUUGGAGUACUGCAAGUGCCUGGCAUUGAAAGAGCCGCUGCAGUUUACACAGGACGACAUGCCCAAAGUCCGCAAGAGGAUUUACAAAGAGCUCUGUGACUGUAAACUGAAUGACUGAUCAACCGCAGUGUCCCAGCUCUAGAGAGAGUACACCUGCCUUUCCACUGGACCGUGGGCUUUAACGACUGUUUGACCCUUAUUGUGGAAGGGCCAUUAAUACUCUAAAACAUGACGAGCCAAGAAGCUGAAUGAAGCGCAGUGGAAACGGGACACGUUGUGUGACUUAACGACACAGAGACGGUGAAAACAACCAUCUGUCCUUCAGUAGUGGCUGGCUGGCUGGCUGACCUGGAGCAAACUCUGGUGGUUGGUUUGAGACCGGUAAUGGACCUAUCCGUGUUUAUAACACGUUUCCUAGCUUCAGUUGUUAAACUGUAAACAGGAGAUUAUAUGGGACAGUAGGUGAAACUUGAAGGUUCUUGUUUUAUAUCAUGUUUGCCUGACUAGUAGAGAACAAUAACUCAAAGGCUAACGUUUAACUGAAUAUACUGUUUUAAUGUUACUUAAUCUCAAACCGCUUCUUUAGUUCUUGAGAAACUCCACGUUUUGGCAUCACAAACAGCAGUUUGUUAUCAGGGAGUUAUGAUUAACCAUGAUGCUCCACUCAGAAUGGCUUCAUGAAAACACACACCUCUUCCUGCUUCUGUUGAAAAUAUGCUGUUAAAACAAUGUGUAUUUUGACAUUUUAGUGUACUGAGAAAGAAUUUAAUGCUACUGCUGUAGAACCGUUUCUAAGCCUUUUAUUGUAUGAGGGGCCCGGCCCACUAUGGUCAUCUUCCUCAUGGGAGGAUCACCCAUCUGAGGGUGCUGGUCCACAGACAGUUUGUAAUUGAGAAAAUGCUGCUGUAGAAAUUGCUGAAUCCCAUCUAUACUAUCUGUCAUUAAUGCACAUUUGAGCCCAGUGUAUACCUGGUGCUAACAUAUGCCUUUUGUGUUGUUGUCCACAUUUUUAAGACCGGUGUAGAUGAUUAAAAUGUCUGGAUAUCAA
This is a messenger RNA of Oncorhynchus keta (chum salmon), 3037 nucleotides long. RefSeq names its product SUMO specific peptidase 5 (gene senp5). Bases 413 to 2107 code for a protein of 564 amino acids. Gene Ontology annotation, molecular function: deSUMOylase activity. NCBI's taxonomy places the organism in Eukaryota, Metazoa, Chordata, Actinopteri, Salmoniformes, Salmonidae. Gene Ontology annotation, cellular component: nucleus. Gene Ontology annotation, biological process: protein desumoylation. The record is from RefSeq and is a predicted model, not a curated record. The transcript is spliced from 11 exons.